AUGGGUCUUUUCACGAAGAAGAACAAGGAUCACUCCGCGCCUUACGACUCGAACGAGCCUGUUGAAGGUACCCGGCAUGACGCACAUUCCGCCCGCGUCGGUGGUGCUGGCGCCCACUCUAACGCGUACGACGAGCCUGGAACAAUGGGCGGAGACCCGUACGCUCAAGAUCACCUCCACCAGCACGAUGGCAUGCAUCAGGCGGCUGGUGGUCCUAACACAACGGGCCAUGGCGCCGGUCAAGGUCAGCCUAUGGCACAUGCCGGCCAGCAACAGCACUUCGGAGGAGGAUCUGCCUUCGCCGAACCUGGUAUUGCGCCAGCCGGUCACAUCUCGCAACGCCCGGACGGUCACGAGCGUGGAGGAGGAGCCAAAGCCGCCACCGGCAAAGCUGAGCGUGCAAUCGGCGGCGUCAUUGGCAGCAGCGCUCUGAAGAACCGUGGGCUCGAGAAGGAGCAGGAGGCGAACGCUUUCAAAGCGCAGAGCGCAGAGCUUGCUGAAGCGGAGCGCCUUGAGCGCGAGGCUAUGUUGCGCCGUGAGCGUGCAGUCGCUCACGGUGCUCACCCGGAGAAUCGUCAUCUUGGCGGGCACCCGGGCGCAGGGCAGAUUGGCGGGCAGCAGGGAGGCAUGUAA
This is a messenger RNA of Peniophora sp. CBMAI 1063, 633 nucleotides long. The record is from the annotation of a GenBank genome assembly. NCBI's taxonomy places the organism in Eukaryota, Fungi, Basidiomycota, Agaricomycetes, Russulales, Peniophoraceae.